UUGAACAAGCUCCAGCUGCUCCAGCCCAUUAAAUCUGGAGCUAGAGCAUCAAGGAGACAAUGGAUGUGAAACGUCCUAGAAAGUUAGACUUGAACAAACCCCUCUUGUCUACAAAGCGUCUUAGCAUAGUUGUUGCAGACACAUCUUGUUCAUCAACCUCAGUCGGCAAAACUGUACAGAACAACACAAGUGAAGAAAGAGUUCCAUUUUCAUGGGAAAAAGCUGCAGGCAAACCAAAAGAUGCUGAUGAUCAUAAUGAGGAAGAAACCCCUCGGUUAAGAUUACCUCCUUGCCUUUGGCAUUCUCCAAAUCAAGAACCAGAAGCAGAUGAAGCAGAUAUGGGUGAUGAUCAUCAUCGAGAUGAAGGUUGUGUUGAUGAUGGUAGUAGUGGCGGCGGCGGUGAUGAUGAAGAAAAGUUUGACAGUGAUUUUUUAUCAGAUGCUAUGGAAGUUUUUUCCCUGUCAGAGGCAUUAGAUAUUGUCCAGAAAUCAGAGAAAGCUCGAAGGAAAAGCGCGAAUGAAGGCUUAAGAUUGAGGCUUGAAGAAGAGUCCAAUAAUGGGAAUGAGUCUCCUAAUUAUUUGAUCAAACGCUUUCUUCCAGAUGCUACUGCUUUGGCUGCAUCAUCUACAUUGCAUUUCUCCAAGAGUAUGAUGGACAAGAAGAUUUGUGAUAGCUCUAGCAGCUAUCUGGAGGCUUAUGUGGCUUCACCAAAGGGUUGUGGCUUGGAAGUUUUAUUCCCAUGGAGGUUGAAACACAAGCUUUGUGCUAUGAAAAGCCCUGUUUUGCCAUGCUCAGGUACAAGUAUGCAGAAGCAGCACCAGAACAGAAGAAAAGUAAGACGAUCAGCUCACAAGGACUGUACGAAGUGUGAAGAUAAUUGAUGAAUAUUCAUCCUGGUUUGGUCUACUCUAUACAUAUUUCUUACUUUUACCUGCUUGUAAUUCUUUCCUACCAUUUUUCUUGUAUACAUAAUUAUCGUUCUA
This is a messenger RNA of Prosopis cineraria, 983 nucleotides long. RefSeq lists its product as uncharacterized. The coding region runs from base 60 to 881 and encodes 273 amino acids. The record is from RefSeq and is a predicted model, not a curated record. NCBI's taxonomy places the organism in Eukaryota, Viridiplantae, Streptophyta, Magnoliopsida, Fabales, Fabaceae. The transcript has a single exon.